AGUCUUGCAAAAUAUGUGCAACAAACGAACCCCCUCCUCCUAAACUCGUAUAUCGGAUUCGCGAUUUGAACUUCUUUUGCCGCAGUUUAAUGGCCUCCAUCAGGGCAAUUGCUUUUGUUUGUUUCGUAGUCUGUUUCUGUGCGAUUGAAUCACAAGCACGAGUGGCGAGGAAGGACCUGGGCCUUGACCUUGGAGGCUUGGGAAUUGGGCUCGGGGCAGGAAUCGGGUUGGGGAUAGGCGGAGGCAGUGGCUCGGGUGCUGGAGCCGGGUCUGGAUCCGGGUCCGGGUCGGGUUCGUAUUCAUCCUCGUCAUCACACUCGUCAAGCUCUAGCUACGGUGGCUCGGGUGCAGGCUCGGAAGCUGGUUCCUACGCAGGGUCACGUGCAGGGUCGGGUUCGGGUUCGGGAAGAAAUUACAGGAACGGUGGAUCGGGAUCUGGGUCGGGCUAUGGCGAGGGUUCCGGUAGAGGAAACGGUGAAGGUUAUGGUGAGGGUCAUGGCUAUGGCGAGGGACGUGGUUACGGCGGUGAAGGCGGUAACAAUUAAAAGUAAAACAAAAGAAUUAUGCAAUAUUGAAUAAAAACCAUAGAUGGGUGGUGACUACAAUUAAAGYUAGAUUAUUAUGAUUUUAGAGUACGUCGUGCUUAUGAUUGUCUCUAGUUUAAGUUUAAGUUUAAAGCAGCUUCAAAUAAGUGUAAAACAAACAAGCGUGUGUAUUUUCACUACCUAAUAUUGCAUUGGCCUUCAUGAUAUCUUCCAUCGUAUUUGGAUUAAA
This is a messenger RNA of Momordica charantia (bitter melon), 774 nucleotides long. RefSeq lists its product as uncharacterized. Lineage: Eukaryota; Viridiplantae; Streptophyta; Magnoliopsida; Cucurbitales; Cucurbitaceae. The record is from RefSeq and is a predicted model, not a curated record.